AUGACGUCCACCUCAGAUGAGCACAAGAAGGCUGGCAAUGCCUUCUUCUCCAGCCAGCUCUAUGAUGAAGCGAUACGAGAGUAUUCUACUGCUAUUAUCAAGAAUCCAGGCAUCGCAACAUACUAUACAAACCGUGCGCUCUGCUAUUUGAAAAUGGCCGUAUACGAUAGAGUAUCCACUGAUUGUGAAAAGGCGCUGGAGAUUGAUCCGAAGUCUGUCAAGGGCCAUUAUCUGAUGGGACAGGCUCUGACGGAACUAAAACGCCCUGAAGCUACCGGUCAUCUCAGGAGAGCAAUGGAACUGGGCCUUGAUCAGAAAGUUGCCUAUCUUGAAGAAAUCUCGACAGCCUACCGAAAAGCCAAAAAGCAAGCGUGGGAAGUCGCUGACUCGAAACGCAGACUAGAAGAAUCAGACCUCUUGAAAUACUUGACAAACCUCGUAGAACGAGAUAGACAACGAAUGCUAGAAUUAUCAAAGGACGAUAUAGAUGAAGGUGCAGAAGCGGCAAGAGAGGAGAUCAACACUAUACACAAUGAACGACAAUCUCAAAUCGCAAGUCUCUUUGCUCAAGCGAAUGAAAACGGCAAGGAACGUGUCGUCCCCGAUUUUGCGCUAGGCAAGAUAUCUUUUGAAGUAAUGACAGAUCCUGUCAUAUCGCCCUCUGGCAUUACAUAUGAUAGAACCGAGAUCGUAUCAACAAUCCGAAAACUAGGUCCGUUUGACCCAUUCACUAGGCAGACCCUCCGGGAGGCAGACUUGAUUCCAAAUCUUGCCGUCAAGGAAGCUAUCGAAGACUUUCUUAAAAAUAACGGUUGGGCCGUAGAUUUUUAA
This is a messenger RNA of Synchytrium microbalum, 831 nucleotides long. RefSeq lists its product as uncharacterized. The record is from RefSeq and is a predicted model, not a curated record. Gene Ontology annotation, molecular function: ubiquitin protein ligase activity; protein-folding chaperone binding. NCBI's taxonomy places the organism in Eukaryota, Fungi, Chytridiomycota, Chytridiomycetes, Synchytriales, Synchytriaceae. The transcript is spliced from 5 exons. Gene Ontology annotation, cellular component: cytoplasm. Gene Ontology annotation, biological process: positive regulation of proteolysis; protein polyubiquitination; proteasome-mediated ubiquitin-dependent protein catabolic process. Bases 1 to 831 code for a protein of 276 amino acids.